This is a messenger RNA of Phaeodactylum tricornutum CCAP 1055/1, 1434 nucleotides long. RefSeq lists its product with no specific name. The record is from RefSeq and is a predicted model, not a curated record. NCBI's taxonomy places the organism in Eukaryota, Bacillariophyta, Bacillariophyceae, Surirellales, Neidiaceae. Bases 61 to 1413 code for a protein of 450 amino acids. Gene Ontology annotation, molecular function: DNA binding; protein heterodimerization activity; TBP-class protein binding. The transcript has a single exon. Gene Ontology annotation, cellular component: transcription factor TFIID complex; SLIK (SAGA-like) complex; SAGA complex. Gene Ontology annotation, biological process: DNA-templated transcription initiation; RNA polymerase II preinitiation complex assembly.
UUUCCUAAAGCAAUCCCCAUAGAUUGUGGUGUUUUUUCUUUCGUUUGAUAAAUAGCAAGGAUGAGUUCGAAUGACGGAGGCGGGGAGCAACCUCUGAACAAAUCUCCCGGAAAGGGCGGGAAGAGCCUGCAACUCAUGCAACAGCGCUUGUUGGCCCAGCAACAGCAACAACCGGCACAAAGCCAACCUACCGCCGCUUCGUCACCACCGUCAGAAAUUCCGGCAUCUGCUAAUUCACUGGAAACUCCGGCAGAUCCACCGUUGCAAGCCGGCCCCCCGGGAGGACGUCCGAAAGGAAAAGAUUUCGCGGCAAUGAGUGCCCGAGCUCCGAAGCCACCCGUUCUCGCUUCGGCACCAACGCCCGUCGCGCCCGCGGCUCAUGCGUCGUCCCAUGCUGCCGUCGUUUCCAACAAGCCCAAAGGCAAGGACUUUACUUCCAUGGCGUCGCGUAUGGGAGCUCCGCAGUCUGCGCCUGUGGCUGCGGUGCCGGCACCAUCCCAGUCGUCGGCGAUUGCGCAGUUGCAAGCCGCGCAGGCGGCACGGGCGGCGCAGAUGCAAGCUGCGGCCCGUGCCGCUGCCGGACUCCCGCCUCUGAAGACCCCCACGGCUACCACCGUGACUACUACGCCACCCCAUAUUCCGCCUCCCAAAAUAUCGGCAACGCAACGGACUUCCAGUACCGGAGCCACUUCCGUACCGUACGGAUCGGCCACGAAUGUCGGUAGCGGCGGCGCUUCUGGGACCGCCCAAUACCAGCCGCCCCCCACAUCAUGGAAUGCGGCGCAUGCCAAUUCUCAACCACCACAGCAACAACAACAGAGCAUGCGUCCCUCACAGCAACCCUUGGCGCAAGUAAAACACCGUAGCGCUCCGCUGACCGCCCGCCGCGGCUCGUCCGGACUUUCACAGCCUCCGCCGAAAGUCAGCAAAGCUCGCGACCCCAAGCCGUCACCAGUACCGACAGCAUCCGAAGCUCGGGUUUCGUUGCAGGGUCCACAUCACGCGGCGGCCGCUUAUAUGGCACCGUUAGUGGGGACACGGAUCCAAUCCCUGCUGCAGUCUUUGGAUCCGCUCUACGUCAUGGACCCCGCCGCCGAGGAACAAGUCCUCCAACUCGCGGACGACUUUUUGGACAAGGUUGUGAAACAAAGUUUGCGGAUUGCCGCACACCGGGGGAGCAAAACGUUGGACGUCCAGGAUAUUCAACUGGUGCUGGGAAAACAGUGGAAUAUUGUCAUUCCGGGGUUGGGGCCACCCAUGCCCAAGAAGCCCAAAACUAGUACCACCACGAGACCGAGUAGCACCGUGGCCGGCACCAAACGGAAAAGUAGCGGUACAGGAGCGGGCAACGUGACGAAAUUGUCCAAGUCCAGCAGUAGCGCAAUCGCUACGACCGCACGUAGUGCUUCUUGAACUAAUGUAUUUUCUACUACU